Molecule: messenger RNA, 7265 nt
Organism: Musa acuminata AAA Group (dessert banana)
Lineage: Eukaryota; Viridiplantae; Streptophyta; Magnoliopsida; Zingiberales; Musaceae
Product: protein CHROMATIN REMODELING 20-like
Exons: 25
Coding region: 2608-6888 (1426 amino acids)
Cellular component (GO): nucleus
Molecular function (GO): ATP-dependent chromatin remodeler activity; ATP binding; ATP hydrolysis activity
Source: RefSeq, a predicted model, not a curated record
UAUAUAUCUGAUUGUGUGUGUUCAUAAUAUUAGAUUUGACUGGUGGUCGGAACUGAUGCAGCCGUUUUCACUGAUGUAAUGUUGCAUUCCUUGAAAGUCUGUAGUUUCUACUUUCUACUGAUGUAAUGUUGAUUUGGUUGCAUUUUGUAUCUAAGAAUUGUGAAGCAGCAAUUUUUACGUCAUUGGUUUAGAUGUGAUGAUCAGUCUUACCUGAUUCAGAGCAAAUAGAUUUGACAGCAAUAUGAUAUAUGUUGGACAUAAAAGAUGCAUAAAAAAACCUAAAUGCAGAGCAAGAAUAAAAGGAAGAUAGGAAGAGUUAAAAAAUAAUUCUAUAUGGGGAUAUAAGUAGGAAGAGAACUUGGUUGCACUUUUUGUGCAUUAAUCUUUUCCAUGCAUAUUGCUAGUGCAGCAGUUUUUUCCAAAUUCCGAUCAUCUCUUAACAACAUAGCUGAUUGAAUAUCAUACUUCAUAGUCUUCUGGUUACUCUUGAAAUAAGAUAUGUUUGCAAAUUAAUCUCAGUAAUAUGAAACUUGGACCUUUUAGCAUUCUUUGUUUCACUAGGUCAUGAUGACAUCAACCAAAAUUCAACAGAAAAAUAAUUGUUAAUUGAAGGACCAAUUUUUUCGAUGCCUAAGUCUGAAAUUACUUCAGCCACCUCUUAGUAUUUUUUUUCCUAGGAAUAACUAAGAUAAAUUUGAGUUGGUUCUUACAAUUUGUAACUAAGCAUACCUUUAUAGCAAGUCGAUGGCAGACAUGAAAGAAAAUGUUAGCCGGUCAAUCAAAAUUCAACAGAAAAAUAAAUAUUACUCGAAGGACCAAUUUUUUCUGUGCCUCAAAGUCUGAAAUUACUUCAGCCACCUCCUAAUAUUGUUUUCCUAGGAUAACUGAAAUAAAUUUUAGUUGGUUCUUACAAUAUGUAACUAAGCAUACCUGUAUAGCAAGUUGAUGGCAGACAUGAAAGAAAAUGCUAGCUGAUUGAUCAUGUAUGUCUCAACCAUGGUCUUAAUUACUUAAAUUAGAAGACAAAUGUAGAUGGCAAGAUGCUGCGAGCAAGGAUUUUGUUGAGGUCAGAGUCUUGGCCGUCAGUCCAACAUUAGAAACUACCAUGUUUUUGGUGAAUGUGUUGCAAUGGUGAAAAAUCUGAAAAAAGAGAGAAAAAUAAUUUUACAAUUACAAGCAAUUUAAACUUUAAACAUAAGGCAUGUUGGUAUUUAGUUCUAAUGCCUUUCACCUUGUUUUUAGGCUAAGAAGCAGCGUUAGAAGUAGAACUGAAUUAAAAGUCGGUGUGAUGUGUCUUGGGCGGAAGGUGUUAUGGCUGUAUUGUCCAGCUGGAGAAGAGAUUAGGUGGGUGUUUGUUGUUGUCUUGUUUGAUAGUUCAGUCUACCCGAGUGUUACUGAUAGAAACAAGCAUGCCACUCAUUCCUACUAUUAAACCCUUGAGGCUUUUUGUGGGUCAGACUGGUGUUUUAACUUAUAAGUGAGCUGACUGGACUGGAGACAAAAUUUUGUAGCUAGAUAGCAUUUGAUAGUGUGUUCUCUUUUGUGAUGUAAUAGGAAGAGCCUUGUGUUUUUUGUUGAACUAGAUUGUGUUUCUUGUCUGUUUGAUGGAGAGCAUUCUUAUUGUGGCCUUAUUAUGACUUGGGGUACAUGCAUUUGCAGGACAUGAAGGGAUGCCUUUGCUCUUGCCAUAUUAGAAUGACCUCACUUUGUUUAUUUACUAAUGAUGAUUUAGUUGUUGCAUAUUGUGACCAUAGUUGAAGUAAGCAACAUUUAUUGACAACGAAUUAGUUCAAUCCGAAACUUGAGAUAAAGAAUGUAGGCUAAAAAACUGAUUCGCUGAUGAUUGUUAAUUAAGUUGAAGUUCCAAUAUCAUAAGGGGCUGGUACCAAUCUAUGUCAUGUUUUCAUUAGGAAUUUAAGUCCAAGUGGCUAGGUGGUACACUUUUAAACUGGAAGAGUUUAGGUGACUUGUGAAUAGAGACAUAAGUUGUCAGUAACUGUUGGCUUGUUGGAAAAAAUUAGAGCUUAUGUGGUUCACACGGGAACAUUAGGGGUUGCACACAUGAGAAUAUAAUGGUAUUGACUUUUAGCUUUAUCAACCUGAAGAUCAAGAAAUGGUUCCUUGUUAUCAAAGAAAGGUAGAUUUGGUUGCCACCUACAUGGUUAUUUGUUUGAAUUUGGCCAGUGACAUGAUUUUUGUUAAAAAAGAAGUAUAUUCAAGUUUAAGCUAAUUUGGGAACUUCAUUAUAUGUACUUGUAUAAAGCAUUGAUGGAAGAUAUAAUAGACCUCAGAUUUACAGAAAAAUAGUCUUUGAUGAGUAUAUUUAUUUUAGUAUUAAUUCCUUCAAUUUGGAUAUUACUAGCUAUGCUCGUAAUUCUAUCCAAGUAACUAAAACAAUUAUUAGUCUUGUGGUCAUAGAAUCACAAAUUUGUUUGAUCUUCACCUUGAAAAAUUUAGUUUAGUACUAUCAUAUCUUUGGGACUUUAUGAUUUUGUUGUUGUUGUUAUUGCUAUACCAUUAUAUCUUGGUGGGCAAGCUUUGACGUCACAGAUUGCUUGCUUCUUUAUGACCUGAGUGUCAAGGAUUUGAUAUGUGGAAGCUUGAUAUAUGGAAGCAGCCUCCUUGCUGGCACCUUUAACUGAUGCGGAAGUUGAAGAACUUGUUGCUGAGUUUCUUGAAAUUGAGAGCAAGGCAGCUGAGGCACAAGAAUCACUUGAACAAGAAUCACUUGCCCAAGUGGAACGUGAAGUAAGAUCUGAGCUUGCUGAGAGUCUCCAUGGGGAUGCGUUGGAAUUAGCUGUAUCAAAUGAAAUGAAAGUACUCGUAGAAGAAUGGGAGGAUGUUCUUGAUAAUUUAGAGACUCAGAGUGCUCUACUAUUGGAACAACUUGAUGGAGCAGGAAUUGAGCUCCCUAGUCUUUACAAAUGGAUAGAAAGUCAAGUUCCUGGUGGAUGUCGUACCGAAGCUUGGAAAACAAGGGCUCACUGGGUGGGUUCUGUUGCAACUAGUGAACUUAACCAAUCUGUUAAAGAUGCUGAACAGUACCUUCAAUCCUGUCACCCCGUAAGGAGGAAACAUGGUCGUCUGCAUGAGAGCGGCUCUAGUGGCUAUUUAGCCAAAAAUCUUUCUGUCAAAGAUGGUGACAAUCUCAUCAAAAAUUCUGAAAAAGAUUGGCAGAUAUUUGAUGAGAUUAUUCAUUCUGGUCGAUUCUCAGACAGUAACUCAUUUGGUAGCAAUAACUGGGCGGCCGUUUACAUGGCUAGUACUCCCCAACAAGCUGCAAAUUUGGGUCUCCAUUUGCCUGGAGUUAACGAGGUAGAGGAGAUUGGUGAAAUUGAAGGGAAUUCUUUCUAUGACGAGGCAACCCAAAAUGAGAAAGAGAUUGGAUUGUCUGAGGAACAAAAGAGAAACUAUAGAAAGGUGAGAGAGGAGGAUGAUGUGAAGAUUACAAAGAAACUGCAGUGUCGUUUGAAACAGAGGAGAAAGAGGAAAAGAAAAUAUCAGGAACUUGUUGAGAAUGACGUAUUGGAUGGUGUGGCACAAUUAAACGAGUCUCAGUUAAUUUUUAGAGACCCAAGCUCAUCUGGUGCUGAUGUUGAUCAUCCUGUUGCUGUUGCUGAAGACUUGAAGCCUGAAAUUCCUAACAAACCUAAGAAUGAAAUUCCAAUUCAAAAUGACACAAUCAAGAGGUCAUGUGAAAGCGAGGAUGUUGAACUUGACAAUAAAAGGCAUCGGACAGUCAUCAUAGAGAGUGACGAUGAAGUGCAAGUGAUUGAUGAUAAGUCACCAUCACAUGAUUUAAUCAGAGAUCAAUGUUUGACAGCUCAAGUUAGAGAAGUUGUUGAUGUUAUAGAUAGUGAUGUCCUUUCUUCACCUACUCCAGCUAAUAAUGACAGCCUUAUGGACAUUCCUGAGAAGUUUCAUUGUACUGCUUGUUCUGAAGUGCUGAAAGCUUCUGAAGUGCAAAGACAUCCAACUCUGGAAGUUAUUGUGUGUACAAAAUGUAAUCUUCUGAUAGAAGAGAAAAUGAGAAUAGAGGAUCCUGAUUUAGGUGUCUACUGCAGAUGGUGUGGUAAGUGUGAUGACCUAAUAAGGUGUAAAUCAUGUAAGAUGCUAUUCUGUGCUAUGUGUAUAGCAAGAAAUUUUGGUGAAACACGGUUUUUGGAUGUUGAAACAAAUGGUUGGGACUGCUGUUGCUGCUCACCAGUUCUGUUGCAUCAGUUUAUUUCAGAAUGUGAAAAAGCUCUUAAGGGGUUCAUGGUUUCUAGCUCAGAGAGUGAAUCAGAGCUUUCAGAUGGUCAAAUGGUUGUCAGACUUGGCCACAAAAAAAGACGAAAGAAGAGGAUUAGGAGAAUUAUAGAUGAUACAGAACUUGGUGAAGAAACCAGGAGAAAAAUUGCAAUGGAGAAGGCUAGGCAGGAGCAUCUUAAAUCAAUGCAAGCACAAUCUGUUGGUAAAUUUUGUAAUACCAGAAGUAAUGAAAGUGUAGGGGAAGUUUCAUUGGAUGAUGCAAUUGAAGGUUAUAUAGUCAAUAUUGCAAGGGAGAAGGAUGAGGAGCCUGUGAGAAUCCCACAGAGCAUUUCUGCAAAGUUGAAGCCCCACCAGAUCGCUGGGAUACGAUUUAUGUGGGAAAACAUUAUACAGUCUGUCAAAAAGGUCAAAUCUGGGGAUAUAGGUCUUGGAUGCAUUUUAGCUCACACAAUGGGCCUUGGGAAAACUUUUCAGGUUAUUGCAUUUUUGUACACUGCUAUGAGAAAAAUUGAUCUAGGUUUAAGAACAGCUCUUAUUGUUACACCUGUUAACGUGCUUCAUAACUGGCGACAAGAAUUUGUGAAGUGGCGACCAACGGAGUUAAAGUCUCUUCGUGUGUUCAUGUUGGAAGAUGUUGCAAGGGAAAGAAGAGCAGAUUUACUUUCAAAAUGGAGAGUCAAGGGUGGAAUUUUUCUAAUAGGGUAUGCUGCUUUCCGGAACUUGUCCCUUGGAAGGCAUGUGAAGGAUAGGAGUACAGCCAGUGAAAUUUGUCAUGCCUUACAUUAUGUGCCUGACAUUCUAGUCUGUGAUGAGGCCCACAUGAUUAAAAAUACAAGGGCUGAUAUAACACAAGCAUUAAAACAAGUAAAGACACAAAGAAGAAUUGCCUUGACAGGAUCACCUUUGCAGAACAAUUUGAUGGAAUAUUAUUGUAUGGUUGAUUUUGUAAGGGAAGGAUAUCUUGGGAGCAGUCAUGAAUUCCGUAAUCGGUUCCAGAAUCCAAUAGAAAAUGGUCAGCACACUAAUUCUACCAUUGAUGAUGUGAGAAUUAUGAAUCAAAGAUCACACAUUCUGUAUGAACAACUAAAAGGAUUUGUCCAGCGAAUGGACAUGAAUGUUGUGAAGAAGGAUCUCCCUCCUAAAACAGUUUUUGUUAUUACCGUUAAACUUUCUCCUUUGCAAAGAAAAUUGUAUAGAAAGUUCUUAGAUGUACACGGUUUUACGGGAGAUAAAAUUUCUUCUGAAAGAACAAUUAGACCACGGUGUUUCUUUGCUAACUAUCAAGCAUUGGCUCAGGUAUGGAACCAUCCUGGUCUUUUGCAAGUGGCUAAAGAACACAGGGAUUACUUACGGCAAGAAGAUGCUGUUGAGAACUUCUUGGUGGAAGAUGGCUCAAGUGAUGAUAAUAUGGAAAAUGACUUCUCAAAUGGAGAGAAACAAAAGGCAAAGGAUGAUAUAUUUUACAAGAGAAAUGAUGGAGUCUUUUACCAUCAGGAAACUGAUUGGUGGACAGAUCUUCUUGGUGAAAAGAUUUACCAAGAAGUUGAUUACAGUGGUAAAAUGGUUUUGCUACUUGAUAUCCUCACCAUGAGUUCUGAAGUAGGUGACAAGGUAUUAGUUUUCAGCCAAAGCUUGACAACACUAGAUUUAAUAGAGAUGUUUCUGUCAAAACUGCCACGCAAAGAAAGUGAAGGCAAGUUCUGGAAGCAAGGCAAGGAUUGGUAUAGGCUGGAUGGUAGUACACAGAGUUCUGAAAGGCAGAAGCUGGUAGAGAGAUUUAACGAACCCACAAAUAAGCGAGUGAAAUGCACCUUGAUAUCUACACGUGCUGGGUCACUGGGCAUUAACCUUUAUGCUGCUAAUCGUGUUAUUGUUGUUGAUGGUUCAUGGAAUCCAACCUAUGACCUGCAGGCAAUAUAUCGGGUUUGGAGGUAUGGGCAAACCAAACCUGUCUAUGCUUACCGCUUGAUGGCACAUGGAACCAUGGAAGAAAAGAUAUAUAAGCGGCAGGUUACUAAGGAAGGACUUGCAGCAAGGGUGGUGGACAGACAACAAAUACAUAGAACAAUGUCCAAGGAGGAGAUACUGCACCUCUUUGACUUUGGUGAUGAUGAAAAUGCAGACAUGCUUGAGCAGGACCAUAGAAAUCCAAUGACAUCUAGUCAUGAUGAAACCAAUGAGGUUGGCUGUUUGGGGAAUCACGAAUGCCUGCCUUUUAACACCGCUGACAAGCUCAUGGAAAACUUACUUAGAAGACAUUAUCCUCGCUGGAUUGCGAAUUACCACGAACACGAAACCCUUUUACAGGAGAAUGAGGCAGAGAGAUUAUCCAAAGAGGAACAAGACAUGGCCUGGCAAACUUAUCGGAGAUCGUUGGAGUGGGAGGAAGUUCACAGAACCACACUUGAUGGCGGUGAUCGAGUUGCUAACAGUAAUACGCCGCCAGAAAUCAUUGUUUCCCAACAAACCAAGGGCAGUUCAAGGAGCCGCCCUGUCAAGCAGAGGAAAUGCACCAACCUAGCCCACUUGCUAACUUUGAGAAGCCAGGGCAUCAAGCCCGGAUUCAGCACGGUCUGUGGAGAAUGCUCGCAAGAGAUCAGCUGGGAGAACCUCAAUCGAGACGGGAGAUCCAGAUGACAAACAUCAUUGACCAUUCAUACGUGUGUUCUUUCUGACCUGUUCAUUUUGUAAAUUCAGCACUGCAUAUAGAGGUGGAAUAUCAGAGGACACGCAAAACAUUAUUAGAUGAACAUCAACCUUCUUUUCGAUGUUGUUGUGUAACAUGGUUCAUGUAUAGGACGAAGGGGUUUCUUGUCUAGGUCAGUUGGCCGAGGUCUGAUGCCUACUAUUCUCUAUUUUGAUUCUUCACGAUUAAAGACUUCCCAACUAUGGAUCCGAUCAGAUUAGAAAGGUCUCAACAUUCCAUAGUUGUUUGUAAGUUAGUUUGGAUCAACUACUUGUCAAAUAGUUUGCAUGGCAAUGAUGGCCAAAUUUGAGCAUGCUUUCCCAUCCAA